This is a messenger RNA of Episyrphus balteatus (marmalade hoverfly), 1176 nucleotides long. It is a transcript of the gene Uros1, whose product is annotated as uroporphyrinogen-III synthase. Lineage: Eukaryota; Metazoa; Arthropoda; Insecta; Diptera; Syrphidae. The record is from RefSeq and is a predicted model, not a curated record. Bases 186 to 992 code for a protein of 268 amino acids. Gene Ontology annotation, molecular function: uroporphyrinogen-III synthase activity. The transcript has a single exon. Gene Ontology annotation, biological process: uroporphyrinogen III biosynthetic process.
UUUUCACAGGUGUCACUUUCCUAUUUGAAGGCCGACAGUAAAUUCCCUUGACUUUUUUCCGAAAAUAAAAAUAAAAAUAACUUUUUCUUUUCUCCCACGGAAUUAAAUUUUAAUUUAUUUCAAUUAAAAAGUAAAAAAACAAACUCAGUGAAAAAGAAAUUAUUUACAUAUUAUCUCCAAAAUAAAUGUCAUCAUCCACAACAACAAUGAAACCACGUACAGUAAUCGUAUUAAAAUCCGAAUCCGAUUCAACCGAUACUUACGCUCAAUUACUUCGUGAAAAUAAUUUCAAUGCUAUCUUUGUACCAACUUUGGGCUUUGGUUUUAAAAAACUCGAUGAACUUCGACAAAAACUAAUUAAUGCCGAACAAUAUGCCGGUGUAAUAUUCACCUCCCCGCGAUGCAUUGAGGCAGUAAUCGAGGCAUUGCAACAAAGAGAAAUGCCAAAGAGUUGGCAUUUGUUGCAUAAUUUCUCAGUUGGCGAGGUCACGCAUAAUUUGGCCAUGACGCGACUACAACAAUUGUUUACUCGCGGCAAAGAAACUGGCAAUGCUAGUGCAUUGGCUGAUUUUAUAAUUGAAACAUUUGAUGGCGAUAAAGAGAAGCCUUUUCUUUUGCCAUGUGGCAAUUUGAGAACUGAUAUUUUGUUAUCUAAAUUGGGUGUCAAUGGGUUUCUUGUGGAUGCUGUUGAAGUUUAUGAAACUAUUUGUCAUCCAGAGUUGGGGGAGACUCUUGAUCGGGCUUUGAAAGAGGAGAAUGUUGAGUUUUUGGCAUUCUUUAGUCCCUCCGGGGUUAAUUGCACUGUUGACCAUUUUGCAAAGAAUAAUUUGAGUUUUGAAGGGAAGAAAUUGAUUGCAAUUGGACCGAGUACUCGGAAGUGCAUUGAAGAGAGAGGUCUGACAGUUUAUCGGACAGCUGAAAGACCAUCUGUGGAGUAUCUUAUCAAGGUUCUGAUAAAUCCGGAUGAUUGCAGACUUAAAUUGGAAGACUAAAUAUAAGUUCUAAGAUCGAGGGAAUUAUGAGUCUCAUAUCGACCGUUUGUCUAUUGUCUUCUUAACCUCAGUGAGUUUUCAAUAUUGGCAUCUAACAAAACAAAAUUGGAGAAAACCAUCAUAAAAGACUGACCACGUUUUGAGGGUUAACAAUAAUAUGAACUAAAAUUUUAUUUUAUUUAAA